Pocillopora verrucosa is the source of this 2073-nucleotide messenger RNA. RefSeq lists its product as uncharacterized. Lineage: Eukaryota; Metazoa; Cnidaria; Anthozoa; Scleractinia; Pocilloporidae. The record is from RefSeq and is a predicted model, not a curated record.
AUGUCUUUGAUUCAUUUCCUUAUCCUUUUACAGAUUUUUUGGACAUUUACAGAAGCAAAAAGUAACUGCAAUACGGGAUUUUGUCAAACAUAUCCCUUCGAUGUUUAUGGAGAUGCAGUGCAAGAAAAAGAGCUUGUUGGCCAUGUUUUCCACAACUCUGUUACUUCAAGCCCAGUUCAGUGCUACUUGUUGUGUAAAGACGACUGUAGAUGUUUGUCGUUCAACUACAAGGAAAUGAACGACGCCAAAUACUGCGAGUUGAACGAUGCAAGCCAUUUCACCCACGACAGCUUUCUUAAACGUUCUGCAGGAUCCCGUUAUUACAACAUGCGAAGGUUUUUUCACCAAAAGAGAGAAACGUCUUGCGUUGGUGACGUCACAUGUACUAAUGGCUGCUGCAGAAGCAGUCCGUGCCUCAAUGGAGGAACCUGCACUGAGAUCUGUGAGCCCACAAGUGUUCGGUACAACUGUUCCUGUCCAGUAGCGUUUUCUGGAAAACACUGUGAGACUCAGCUGAAGAGCUGUCAGGACCACAAAGCAGCCGGGUCCAACUCUUCUGGAUUGUACACAGUCAGUGUUAACAACAUACAAACCUUCCAAGUGUUCUGUGAUUUCAAUUCAGAGCCUGGGUUCGCUUGGAACCUGAUUGAAUCAUUCAGUCUGUCAAACAAAGGUCAAUUCCAGGAAGACAUCGUGUUUUACGAGGACUACCCAGCCAUCAGCGGUGAUGCCCCAAAUUGGCAGGCCUACCUCAUCAAACGACCGUACCUCCUUUGGCUUAGAAAUCACUCGACUCACUGGAGAGCUACCUGCCGAUACAACACAGAUGGCAUCGUAUAUACAGAUUACGCGAGAGCCUCGCUUGAAAAUUUUGAUUUCAUCAGAGACGUACCCACGGUGGUUAAUGUCUGUCGACCUUACGAAUAUGUGAACAUACGGGGAAAUGAGUGUGUGAAUUGCACAACGAAGACAUGGUACAAAAAAGGAGAUUAUCCUCUCCAUAUUGAUAGUUAUUACCAGGAUGGCUGUGAUUUCAAUGGAAGCAGAACAGACGCGGCUGUGUAUAGCGAGGACAACUUUGGUCUUUAUUAUGAUGGUUAUAUAAAUCCUAAAUUCCGUUGUACUUCAAGCGAGAAUGACACCACCCAGAUUUGGAUUGGAGGCAAGUAAUUUCCUCAUAUAAGAAUACACCUGUAGUGUUCGUUGAAAGAAGUUGGACAUCUUAAAAAUCAUUUAGACAUGGUUACCUUUAAAAUGUGAUCAGUUUUACUACACGCCUGAUCACCAGCUGAGUAGUUUUGCAAGUAAGCAGUUUACAGGCUCGAAAAAACCUGAGUAAUAAUCCUCGUCUGAUUUCUGAUGCACGUAAAUAUAACAGUCCCUUUUCACUUUAAAUAUGAAAAUUACAUGGUUUCUGUAUCUCCUUAAAGUAUUAUUACUUUACAUCACAGCUAAAUGAGCAGUUUGUAGGUUUGAAACAUGUUUGCGAGAUUUUUUAGCUCUGUUAAUACAUAUGCAACUUUGUUUUGAUCUAAAUAAGAGCGAGGGGGUCUGUUGAGACGAUGUCAAUUUCCGUAACUGAACUGUUUACUAACGAAUAACUACAAUCAAUUGUUGUAUCAUGAGAAACUGGUCACUAUUUAUCACCUGAGCGGGGGAGGGGAGGGGGGGGGGAGUGUUGAGAGAUCUAAAUAUUUCACAAUAAAAGUUACCUGAUCCUCCAAAGGCUCUGUAAUAUUCAAAUGAUCCCGCCUCAUUGGCAAUCAAUUUUCUGUAGUCUCCACUCAAUACUCUGUUAGCGACGACUGACCCCCUCCUCUGUAAUACCCCCAAAUAAAUUCCUUCUGCCCUUCCACCCAGGCAAUAAAUAAUGACUGAUCUCUAAUAUAUUCAUUAAUUCAGUCUUUAAAAUUGAGUGCUUCGAGCGCACUUGAACAUUUUCUUGAAUUACGAAUUUGUCUUACAAUUGUUUUAAUAAAAAUAGCUUUUGGCUUUUAAGGGUGAGAAGAGGCCGUCUUUCUACGCUGCUUUACAAAAACAAACUUAAACCAGAAGGUAACUCGUUGAAACAAA